GCGGGGCGCUGGUUGCUAUGGACGCCCUGGCUGCUGCCGGCGGGCGGGUGGGCGCGCGCAGGGUCGCGGGGGCUGCCGUACAACCUUACUUUUCCCGGUCCCCGCGGCUCUGGGCCUCGCUCUCCGCCGUCCGGGCGGCACCAUGAAGUCUUUAAAGAAGGAGUCCCGCCUUAGAAUACCUACAAACAGAUUCUUGGAGGCCCCAGAGAGCGUGAAAGGUUGGCGCUGGCUGCCUUGGGAGCUCAGGAAAGCCCUUACAGGGGCAGGGGUUCUUGGGAUUCACGACACGGGGCCUGGAGUAUGGCCGUGACCCCAGGAUGGAGAAAAGAAGCGGGCAAAGGUACCUGAACAGCCCACACCCCCAAUUCAGGAAGAACCUGAACCUGUUAGCAAUGUGCUACAAGGAGAUGACAUUCUUGCCUUAGCCAUUAAGAAGGAAGACUUGAGGAAGGACCAGGUGACAUCUUCCAUGGCAGUGACCAGAUCCUGCCCCACCACAUCCUGGGGAGUCUCCAGGACUUUAAGAGAAUUGCAGUUGCUCGAGGGAACACCCAGGUUCGUUUGUACAGAGCUGCCUGAAGGAGAGAAGUCACUGAGGUCAUUGCAGUCUUACCACCUGGCAGAGUCCAGAGGACUGAGGUUACAGAAUUUGAGGUGAUAAGUGACCCUUCCCCCCAAAUAGUGAAGCCUACGUAAGCUAGCUUCAGCAGAAGUCAGGAAUUCACUCUAAGGAGACAAGAGCCUGGAGGACUCCAAAGGCAAGAGUGUGUCUGCCUCUCGUCAGACUGAGCCCACUCCCUCCGCCACUGCUGUCUGCACCCCAGCUUUAUUUCCCCUCCUCCAUCCACAUGGUGGAGGAAGGUGGCUCCCCAUAGCUCCCAGGGCCACAUGGAGAGACUGUCUGUCUUCCCAACUUUCUCGUCAUGCAGCGCUUCUGUCAGUUCCCUCAGUUUCCUGGGUCCAGGCAGAGGAUCUCUCAGGUGUUAAAAGGCCUGGGGUUCAAUAAAAAUGGCGCCGUUAUGCAGCAGGUGAGGGUGUCAACAGCAGCUGGGAGGAGGACAGACGCAGUGAAGGACGUUGGCCAGUCUUCCCAUUCUGGGGGAGAGGGGACUGCCAGCGCCCCUGGUUCUGUGCUUUGCUUUCUGUCACUUGCUACCUUGUGGUCCUGGAGAGGAGGGACUCGGCAGAAAGGGAGGACAGCAGGGAUUUAGGCCUGGAGAAGUCUGCUCAGCCCCACUGCCAGACCUUCCCUGGCCCUCCACACUCACAUUGCUCUUUUCAGCUGGCUGAGCUGAUACACACCCCACCCUGUCUGAUGACUCUCAUCUCAACUAAAGAAGAGCCAAAGCAGGAAGCCCCAAAAGAAGAGAAGGCACAUCCUCCCUGGGUCCCGCCUCUGCAGCACAACUUUCUGAAAAACUGGCAGCGCAACAUAGCCCUUCGGAAGAAGCAGCAGGAAGCUCUCAGUGAACGGCUGAAGAAGCCAGUCAGCGAGCUGCUGAUGCACACAGGGGAGACCUACAGACAGAUCCAGGAGGAGCGGGAGCUCCUUGACCGAAUGCUGUCAACGCGGUCUGAUGGGAAGGGCUGCGAGUUGACCAGUGGGUUCUGGAGUCGACUGGAAUACGUGGGAGAUGAAAUGACGGGUCUGGUAAUGACAAAGACAAAAACUCAGCAUGGCCUCAUGGAGCCAAUCACUCAGAUCAAGAAGCCCUGGUCCAUCCAGGCAGAGAUGGGGUUGCCAGCCCAGAAGGACGCGUGGUACCGCUACACCUGGGAUCGGAGUCUGUUUCUGACCUGCCGGCGCAAGGAGCUGCAGAGCAUCAUGGCAGAGCUGAAUUUUAGCCAGCAGGACAUUGAUGGCCUGGAGGUGGUGGGCAAAGGGCGGCCUUUCUCCAGUGUUACGGUGGAAGACUAUUCAGUGUUUGAAAGGAGCUUGGAAAGCUCCUCUGAGGACACAGUGCACUUAGACUUAUUGGCCAAUUACCCUGAUGUGGUUCCUAUGCCUGUUCUUGGCCCUUCUCUGCUGUUCUGUGGGAAGCCAGCCUGCUGGAUCCGAGGCAGUAAUUCAGAGGACAAGAGGCAUGUUGGAAUUGCUGUCCGCUUGACCUUUGAAACUCUAGAAGGGGAGAAAACAUCUUCAGAACUGACCGUGGUCAAUAAUGGCACAGUGGCCAUUUGGUACGACUGGCGGCGGCGGUCACAGUGGGACUCUUUCCAAGACCUGAAGAGGAAUAGGAUGCAGAGGUUCUACUUCAACAAUCGGGAAGGUGUAAUUCUGCCUGGAAAAACUAAAAACUUUACCUUUUUCUUCAAAUCUUUGAAUGCUGGGAUCUUCAGGGAGUGUUGGAAAUUUGGAACCCACCCUAUCCUAUUAGGAGGUGCUCUCCUGCAGGUCAACCUCCAUGCAGUCUCCUUGGCCCAGGACAUUUUUCGGGAUGAGAGGAAGUUAUUGGAGAGCAAGCUGGCUGCCCAUGAAGCAGUCACCAUUGUGGAGAACGUGCUGCAGGAGCUCCUGAGGGGGAUCCUGACGCCCGAGCGCACACAGUCACCUGUGGACGCCUCUGUCACUGAGGAGGACUUGUUCCACCAUAGGAAUCCUCAGCUGCAUUACCAGCACCAGGUGGUGCAACAUCUGCAUAGUCUGUGGUGCCAGUACAUGAUCCUGCCCCUCAAGGCUGAGGAGGCCAGGCCCAGCGAGGAGGGGCACCUCAGCCCCAGGGCGCAGGCUGCUGCAACCCCGUCAGCCUACUCGGAGGAGACCUCAAUGAAGAUCGAGUCUUCUGCACACCUUAAGAGCCCAACGUUAGACCCUCAACUGCCCCGGCAGGAGAGCGAGGCCAUCAAGGACUCCCAGGAUCAUGUUGGGUCCCAGAAGACCGGGCUAGGGGUCAGGCAUUCUCAGCGGAAGAGCAUCAUGGAGGAGAUCCUGGUGGAGGGGAGCCCAGAUCUGGAGAGCAUCAGGAGCCCCUGGGAACUGGAUGGCCUUCCUCUGCCAGAGUGGAAUCUCUGCCUGGAAGACUUCAGAAAGGCAGUGAUGGCACUCCCUGAGGAGAACCAGAGAGAAGACGCCCUAAUCAGGCUCAACAAAGCGGCCCUGGAGCUGUGCCAGGAACCGCGGCCAUUGCACCCUGACUUCCUGUACCAGAUGUGUUUGCAGCUUUGGCGAGAUCUGAUUGACAGCCUGGUAAGCCAUUCCCUGUGGCUGAGGGCUCUGCUGGGCCUGCCUGAGAAGGAGACCAUCUACCUGGACAUGCCAGAAGAGCAAGAUCAAAAAUCACCUCCUGUCACAGAAGUGAAGGUAACUUCUGGGAAAGUGGGAAAGGAGGACCGAAAAGGGGCAUCCCAGGAAAAGAAACAGUUUGGAAUCAGAGACAAAGAAGAUAAAAAAGGACCCAGGCUGUCACCUGGGAAAGAGGACCGUUUAAAUAGCAAGAAGCACAAAACAAAGGAUGACAAGAAGCCUGUGAAAUCUUUAAGUCGGGACGGGCUUUCCUUGGACGAGCCUGCCCCUGACAGCAUCAUCCCGUCUCAGGAACCCAUAGAUCCCCUGGUCAUGGAGAAAUACACCCACAGGCUGCACACUGAGGUCUAUGGGCUGCUGGAUGCCCUGGUGACCGACCUGCUGGCCCUGGCUGACGAACUCAACCCCCAAAAGAAUGCUGAGGAGCCUUUGCGUCUCUGCCCCUGACCCACGUGCCUGAGUUGCCUCCUGGGAAACUGCUUAACAAACAAAUCAAUAAAGAACCUUUAUGUUCCUACCA
Molecule: messenger RNA, 3764 nt
Organism: Bubalus bubalis (water buffalo)
Lineage: Eukaryota; Metazoa; Chordata; Mammalia; Artiodactyla; Bovidae
Gene: MYCBPAP
Product: MYCBP associated protein
Exons: 17
Coding region: 1316-3691 (791 amino acids)
Biological process (GO): endocytosis
Cellular component (GO): endosome; clathrin vesicle coat; plasma membrane
Molecular function (GO): clathrin binding; phospholipid binding
Source: RefSeq, a predicted model, not a curated record